Molecule: messenger RNA, 4809 nt
Organism: Oppiella nova
Lineage: Eukaryota; Metazoa; Arthropoda; Arachnida; Sarcoptiformes; Oppiidae
Source: the annotation of a GenBank genome assembly
AUGUUGCGAUACAUCAGAAAGAAGUUGUUUGUGAGUCAAAAGAAGCAAAGAAAGUCACGAAAACAUGUGAGGGCUGGCAAACAGGGCCGCUAUAAGGCGUCGAGUGGCAGGCGAUCCGCAUUUUCCGAUGAGUUUAGCGGAUCCGAGUAUAUGCCCCGAGACAUAGAGGUCGCCAAGUGGGUGCUCGGCGUUCAACCCGUACCCAAACCGGGAUUCACACCCAACCAUCCCAGACCUCUCUCACCAAUUGGUCCCCUCAGAAGACCUGUCUAUUCCCGGAGUCCUCCACUCACUCAACCGCCAACUCCUGUGCGCUCGUCUUCACGAAUGGCUUUCCAAAGGAUACAAAACCUGAGUUAUCCUCUGAACCAAAAUCAAGUGCGACUUCAGACUAAUUCACUGCAAAGAACCGCUAAAAUACGUGUCAAUAAAUACAGUGAUCACAGAAAGAGUCCGUUAAAUACAACGACUGAUAAAUCGCAGACAAACAAAAAUAAGAGCAAAAAAAGUGUUGCAAACAAAAAGAGUCCAAAACGUAAGGCUAAGAGUGAUAAGAGUGGUUCAAAGAGUAGGCGCUCCCAUUCUAGGGACAGGUCGUUGUCCAGAAGACGACAGGGAGGUGAACGGGUGGGCUGGGAGUACCAGAAUGUAUCGCUCACUAGAGUUCCCGGAUAUGGAUUUGGUAUAGCCGUGAGUGGAGGUCGAGAUAAUCCACACUUUAUUAACGGCGAGCCAUCGAUUGCAAUAUCGGAUGUGCUUAAAGCAGGUCCGGCCGAAGGGAAGUUACAGGUUAACGAUAGAGUGAUGAGUGCUAACGGCGUCUCCUUAGAGAAUGUCGACUACACGACUGCAGUACAGGUUCUUCGCGAGUGUGGAAAUACUGUCAACUUAUUGAUCAAAAGGAGGACUUUAUUACCAAACAGUGAUUUACUGAAAGUAACGCUCACUAAAAGCAACAAAAAAGAUGACUUCGGAAUAGUUCUCGGCUGCAAGUUCUUCAUUAAAGAGAUCACAAAUCGUAAUCUUAUUGACAAAGAAUCGUCUUUACAAGAGGGGGAUAUCAUCGUUAAAAUAAACACUACGAGUACUGAGAACUUGAAUCUAAAAGAGGCUAAAAAGUUGAUUGAAAACAGCAAAGAAAAACUGAAUUUAGUUAUAAAUCGCGAACAAAAUGUUAAUAACAGUCGACAAAAUGAAAAUAUUAACGGCUAUUCCAAUGGGCAGUCCAGAUAUUCGACCGCUAAUCUCUACGAUAACGCCAUUGCCAUCAAAGACCAAACUACUUAUGAUAACAUUCAGAGCACUAACAGAUCCAAUUGGAGUAAUCAGAAUGUCUACGUCCAGCCGCCCACUAGAGGAGAUUUUGGCCAAACGUCAGACGAAAAGAAUAAUUUAUUGAUGCAAUCGCAGGGACCCUCUGGAAGGAAUAGAGGGCCCAUAUCUGACAUAUCACUGCAACAACUGGACCAACCGGCCACUCCUCUCCUUACCACCCAUUCCAGAGAUCCUUCGCUUCCAAACGAUUCAGAUCCUCCCCCACGGCCGCCACCGCCCCGACCCAACACCUAUGAUGACGACCCACUGUCCCGUCGGAAACAGCAAAUCGGUGUCAUAUGUGAGCCCCGAUUCAUAUCAUUCCAAAAGGAUGGAAGUGUUGGCAUAAGACUGACGGGAGGUAACGAAGUGGGCAUUUUCGUGACGGCAGUACAGCCGGGAAGUCCUGCAUCGUUGCAAGGCUUACAAUCGGGGGAUAAGAUAUUGAAAGCCAACAAAAAAGACAUGAGAGGAGUGACACGAGAGGACGCGGUUCUCUUUCUUCUCAGUCUUCAGGAACAGAUAGAUCUUGUGGUCCAAAACCGAAAGGAGGAAUACGACGAAAUCGUUGCCAACCAAAAGGGCGACUCUUUCUAUAUUAGAGUUCACUUCACUUACGACAGCGCCGGCAAAGGGGAGCUGUCUUUCCACGUCGGAGAAGUGUUUCAUGUGAUCGACACUCUGUUCAACGGAGUGGUUGGUUCGUGGCUUGUCUAUAGACUCGGUCGCAACAAUCAAGAGAUCCAAAAGGGAUCCGUUCCUAACAGAAACAGAGCUGAAGAGUUGGCCGCCGAGCAUAACACAGAAAAGGCUAAAAAGAUGGACACGUCUACGGGUGAAAGGAGGGGCAGUUUCUUCAAGAGGAGAAGCGCCCGAAGAUCUAAAUCUCUGAGCAAAGAUCACUGGGAGGAUGUGGUGUUCGGCGAUAGUCUCUCAAAAUUUGCAGCCUAUGAAAGGGUAACCCUUAAACAUCCCGGUUUCAUUCGGCCAGUCGUCCUGUUUGGCCCACUGGCAGACGUGGCGCGAGAGAAGCUAAUGAAGGACUAUCCCGACAAAUAUGGUUUCCCACAACUGGACACUAAUAUGGAAGACGUGCCCAAAAGCUCCAAAUUCAAUGGUAUUGUAAGACUUAGUGCUAUCCGAGAGAUUGUGGACAAAGGAAAACACGCGUUGCUGGACAUCACUCCCAGUGCUGUCGAUCGUCUGAAUUACGCCCAGUUUUAUCCGAUCGUAAUCUUCAUGAGAGCUGAAAACAAGUCUGUUGUGAAGGAAAUGAGAUCCCGUUCCUCGAAAUCGAUUCACAAGAGUUCGCGUAAACUUUACGAACAGUCGGUGAAACUGGAAAAACUUUGGUCCCAUGUAUUCACGGCUACAGUCACUCUGACCAACGCUGACAUGUGGUAUAAGAAGUUACGCGAAACUAUUGACAAACAACAGCAACAGAGCAUUUGGAUCGCAGAAUCCAAACCAGAAGAAGUCAUUGGAGACGACUUCUUAUUCCCAAUGACAUCCCGAUUGAGUUACGCCUCAUCUCCUGAAAGUGAUCUCGAUUUGGCCAAUGAUUCCCGACUGGACAACGAGGACGACACCUCUCAUCGGUUGGUCAAAGCGUCCAGUGAUCCCAGUAUUGCCACCGCAGAUGAGAAUCCCAUUGCAAUGAAUAGCUUUGGAUAUCCUCCGCCUUAUAGUCAACGGCCAAACAAACAGCUUCCGCUUCACAUUCUCUUACGAAAGGAACUCUCAAAGGCGUUGACAAAUGAGGCAAAGUCUAAGUCUUCAGCACACACUGCAAAUGCCAACCCCUCUAACCCCUCCACUGCCAUAAGCGAUGCCGAUAGAGAUGAUUAUUUUGGGAGUCCAAAGGAUUCUUCGGCUUAUAAUACGUUAAAAGCAGGAGAAAGAUAUCCACCGCCCGGUCCUUCAAACGAGAAUAUUUAUGGUACAAAGACAGGUCCCGAACCCCCGCCCAGAGUGGACAGGCUCAGUAAGCCCUCCCGAUUCAGGAGCGCUCACGAGAGGCUCUUCGGUAGACGUGAGCGGGAGUCCUAUACCGCACCCGACUAUAUCAACACUACAUCCCCGCCCGCUCCUGUCCCUCAGUCUCAGAAAUGCGAUUCAUUGGACAGACCGGCGAUGACUAAUGGCAGACAUAUUAGUGGUGCCUUUGGAGACAGUUCUUCAUAUAGUAGUGACUCGUAUAACAAAUACGGCAGUCCUUCGAGUACUCUCGACAACAAACAGCGCUAUAACUCUAUUUCAUCGAAUGGAAGGCCAGCCCACGAUCCCUACCGGUUCACCAGAAGUACGGCUAUGAAUCAUAUCCAGAAUCAAAUGAAGCCUCAGAGCCCCGAAAGAGCUGUCAAACCAACGACAACACCUACUAAAUACGUGGAGCCCUUACCAAACAGACCUGUCCCACCAUCACCACCACCUAAGCCUUCAAAUAAAUAUCAUUCUCGUAUGACUGAUGGCCGACCCGUCCCACCGCCAAAGCCUUCUCACUAUCAGUCGAGGCCCUGGAGUAAUGAUAACGACGCCAACGACACAAAUAUGAGUCAAAUGCCAUCCAAUUUGCAAACCAAUGGAUUCGGUUAUUCUCCGGUAUAUCAACAGACGAAGCGCUCCACUCAUCCCAACCUCGAGUCUAACGGUCCGCCCGCCUAUUACUCCUCAAUGACAUCAAAAGACUUUCCGUCAAACAUGAGAGCACCGGCACUGUCUAAUGGGAACGGAGAGGUCAAUAACAAUCUGUACGCCGAACAGUCCUCUUUUGGAUCUCCUAUUAGAAAGGGUCCGUAUUCUGAUACUGACAGCAGUGGUUACAUGACCUCCAAAACCAAUUAUGAGAUGCGCUCUCCUUAUAAUUCAUUUGCCAAAACCAAUUCAUCGCCAAUUAAAGACAAUUACGCCACAAACGGGCCGUAUCUCAAUGUCCCGUAUCCGCCAAAACAUUCGCGUACCUCAACCUUCACAUCCCAACCACAACCCCCGCCCCCACAGACCCUACAACCGCCGCCCAGUAUUCUUGAUUUGUCCACAAAUCGUGAACAUAGAGGCAGUGCUUUUGAACUCUACCGCAAACCCACGGAAUCGACGAGUCGAUCAAAUCUUCACAGUUUCGGACACCACGGCCUCCCACCACCUCCUCCUCCCCUCGUUAAUAGUGAGCACAACGAUCGUUUGUCCACUUCUUCGGUCGACAGCAAUCACACGAUUAUUGCGACCGCGAAAGGAGUCUUCACUAGUGAUGGAGGGAUAUUGACUUCAGAGGAGACGGGUGUCAGUGUUAUUAUACCUAUGGGUGCUAUUCCCAAGGAUAGUGAACAGGAAAUAUACUUCAAAGUAUGUCAGGACAUGAAAAUGGCGCCGCCGUUGGACUCGGAAAAGGGCGAGACUUUGAUGAGUCCUAUAGUGAUGUGUGGACCACACGGACUGCGCUUUGAAGUGCCCGUUGAGUUACGACUCCCGCACUGCGCUUCUGUAAACCCCGAGGGC